This is a messenger RNA of Musa acuminata AAA Group (dessert banana), 3154 nucleotides long. Its product is annotated as galactolipase DONGLE, chloroplastic-like. Gene Ontology annotation, cellular component: chloroplast. Lineage: Eukaryota; Viridiplantae; Streptophyta; Magnoliopsida; Zingiberales; Musaceae. Gene Ontology annotation, molecular function: glycerophospholipid phospholipase A1 activity. Bases 1655 to 2977 code for a protein of 440 amino acids. The transcript has a single exon. The record is from RefSeq and is a predicted model, not a curated record. Gene Ontology annotation, biological process: lipid metabolic process.
CAAAGCCUUAAUUGUGUGAUUAUUUUUCCAUUUGUAUCCAUCUUUAAUCAUAGUUAAAAUGGUUGGAUGAAUAAAAAUAUGAUUUCUAGUGUUUUUUUUUUUUUAUAAUCUCUCGAUCAUGAUGACAUCACGAAAGAUCCUUGAUGAUGUAAAGACCUGGAGUUUCUGAUUCUGAUUCCCUGUCCACGUUAGAAUUUGUGAGAGAAGGUCGGCAUGCCAUCAGCUGUUAGAACUCCAAAAAAAGUUGUUCAUGGUUCGAGGUAGCUUCAUGCACACAUUCGAGUCGACCACGGAAAGCCAAAACUUGCAACUCUCUUAAGCAGUUGUUAGUCUUCCAAUUGGCAGAGAGUUGCCCCACGUGGUGAUGGCGUUGCCACAAGUCUGGAAGCCACGCAUCUUGAAGACCUCAAACAGCUCCUUUUUGGAGGCUAAAGAUAUCUCCUUCCUACCUCCAUCUUUCUGAGGCCACGCAUCUUUUAAGGUUGGGUUGCUGCAAAAGAAAUGGCGGCUGUGGUCAGAAGAAGAGAACAAAAAGGGCUUUUGUAUGGCACGUCGCCAAAGACGGAUGAUGGGAUUCUGGGCUAAAUGCAAUGUAAGGAGACCACCCAAGCCAUUGGGGCUGUAAACCUAAUUCAACGGGCAGACUAAGAAGGGGAUAAAGAUAUCAUCAGUCAAGGGCUGCUGCUGAACGAUGGUGGGAGGGAGCAAUCCAUUUGAAUGCACAAACUGGAUUUCUAGUGAAAGGCUUAGCUGAUCAUUCGGUGAGAUCUCAUUCAUACUCUGCAAAGUCAAUGAUCUGAUAAAAUUCUUUUUUUUAUCUAUCAGUUAGGCUAGACAAAUAUUUUUUUUUUGAAAUUUACAUUGAUCCUCCCAAUCUAUAUUAAGUAAAUCAGAUGCCUCACUAUCAAGCUAAUAUUUUUAAGUAUAUACAUAUAUAUUUUUUUUUGAAUAAGACUUUUGAAUCCUAAAUCCAAGAGAAAGUGAGUCUGGCUACAUUAUUAUUAUGCUUCUUCUUCUUCUUCUUUUUUUCUUUUCUUUUUCGAAAUGGACAAUUUUUUUUUUUUAUAUUUUUAAUUUUGGUUGGCCUUUUUAUACUUUUAUGAUGUCAUAAUGCGUGAGAUCGACAUUAAUACAUACUCUUUCAAAUCUUGUUCUUUUAGUUUCCGAAGAAAUAAUGUUACGUGUAGGAACAAGAGACUCUUUUGCUGCUGUUGAAAUGAGUUAGAGAGAGAGAGAGAGAGAGAGAGAGAGAGAGAGGCAAAGAGUGAGUUCUAUAAACGUAAGGGAGAGGAAAAGAAAUAAAGAGAAAGAGGCAAAGAGAACUUUUUGAUGUUCUCAAUUAACCUCUUUUGAUGGUAUCUAUCAAAAAAAUUCAAAAGGUUUUCUGGUAUGGUUGGUAGAAGGUUAUAUAUUACGUGCCAUAAUGUUCUCACUCGGAGACCAUUCAUCUUCGUCGUCUGUUUCUUUUCUGACUCUGCACCGCCGCUUCAUCUUUCAAGCAUUUUCCGGCCGCGAUUCCAAGCCAUCCAAUCUACCCAUUGAACAAUCAACGACACUUUAGAAAAUUAACCCCAGUCAACAUCCAUGCGCUUCACCUGUUUGUGUGUAUAUAAUCCCCGGCACCGCCCCCACGUUGCUGUUUGUGUUUUUGCCCAUGGCUUCUUCUUCCUCCUCCACUCUCUCCGUGCCCAACUAUCCGGCCACUUCGCUUAAAACUCGUCCAUGCGGCCCGCGCCAGGGCAUGUCCCUCCUCGCCCCGCAGGGCCCGCCUUUGGCCGCCCCGGUGCUCCACUCGCGCCCGGUAAGGACGCCCGAGGCCAUCGGCGGCCUCGCCAGCGUGUGGAGGAAGAUCCAUGGCGCCGACGACUGGAGCGGCCUCGUCGACCCACUCAGCCCGCUGCUGCGCGAGGCGAUCGUCCGCUACGGGGAGCUCGUCGCCGCGUGCUACAAGGCGUUCGACGUCGACCCCACCUCCCCCCGCCACCUCAACUGCAAGUACGGAAAGCGCCGCAUGCUGCGGGAGGUCGGGCUGGGCUCCUCCGGCUACGAGAUCACCAAGUACGUGUACGCGACGCCGGGCGUCGGAGUCCCCAUGCAGGCCGGCGUCCGCUGCGGCCGGUGGAUCGGCUACGUCGCCGUGUCCUCCGACGACGACGCGCGGCGGCUCGGCAGGCGCGACGUGCUCGUGAGCUUCCGCGGCACCGUAACCGCCACCGAGUGGAUCGCCAACCUCAUGAGCACGCUGACGCCGGCCAACCUCGACCCCCACGACCCCCGGCGCGACGUGAAGGUCGAGUCGGGCUUCCUCAGCCUCUACACCUCCGCCGACGCCACCUCCAGGUUCGGCCCCGGUAGCUGCCGAGAGCAGCUGCUCCACGAAGUCUCCCGCCUCAUCGACAAGCACAAGGGCGAGGAGAUGAGCAUCACAGUGGCCGGGCACAGCAUGGGGAGCGCCCUCGCGCUGCUCUUCGGGUACGACCUCGCCGAGCUCGGCCUCAACCGGCUCCGCCUCCCCCAGCGAGAGAUACCCAUCGCGGUGUACUCCUUCGGCGGGCCAAGGGUCGGCAACACCGGCUUCAAGAAGCGGAUCGAGGAGCUCGGGGUGAAGGUGCUGCGGGUGGUGAACGUCCGCGAUCCGGUCACCAAGCUGCCGGGGCUGCUUCUGAACGAGAACUGGAAGGCCUUCGGGGGGAGCUUCGAGCUGCCAUGGAGCUGCUCCUGCUACGCUCAUGUAGGAGUCGAGCUGGAGCUCGACUUCUUCGAGAUGCAGAACCCUGCGUGCGUCCAUGAUCUGGAGACCUACAUAGGCUUGCUGAAGCGCCCCAAGGUGGUACAAGUCCACAAGGAGGGUAUGGAUCUACUGGCCAAGGCAAGGAUGCUGCUGAGGAAGAAGACGAAUAAGAAACUUCCGGGAUGGCCAUGGCCAGAUGCAGCAAGGCAGGUGGGUAAUCUGGCACAGUCUCUGAGACUGAUCUGAGGAGAAAAGCUCACACAUCACUCAUCGUUUUUUUGCUUCCAUGGUGGGUUGGGAGUUCUCUGCAUUUUAUUCUUUGCAAUUGAUGAUUAUAAUUGUUUCAGUCUCUUUAUGUAUUCUUUAAGUUGUAAAUGAUGACAUUUAUAAUUCAUUUUUUAUGUAUUCUUUAAGUUCUUUCAA